CUUCAUCACUUCAUUCACCAGGCAGCCUCGUAUUUCAUUCAUUCUCUCUUUCCAUCCUUGCCUUGACUCCGCAACACAUUCGCUAUGAAGUCCACGAUCAUCUCCUUGACCACCAUUGGUCUGGUCGCCGCGGCCAACCCUCCGGCCUACGGUGGUGCUGUGACUACCACUGCUGCUGGUUAUGCUUCAGCUCCGGGACACUACGGUGGAAAGAGCAGCUCCAGCACUGACUCUGAGGGGACGACCUCUGCUGCCCCCGCCGGUUACCACGCUGCUCCAGGCUACCAUGCUGCUCCAGGUUACCACGCCGCCCCUGCCUACUAUGGUACCAAGGGCGGUGCUGUUGAGCACACUUCAGCUUCAUCUGAGGAGACCACUGCUCCCGUAUACACUCCCACCUCGGCUGCUGAGACUGCUGAGACCACUCCUGCUGCGUACACUUCGACUUCUGUCGAGCACACUGCACCAGCAUACCACGGUGCUCCAGGAUACAACACCGCGCCAGCAUACCACGGCGCCCCAGGCUACCACAAUGGCGCCUCCUCUUUGACUACUCCUGGUGGAUACAAGACUUCGCCGGCACCAUACUACGGCCACCGCCCCGUCAAGAGCAGCCGCAGUGAGGCCUCCUCGCCGCCUGCAUACGAGCAGCCGACGACUUCGACUUCAGUGACUACUCAUGAGCAAUAUGCAGUGACUACUUCCUCGACUGUCGAACACUCGACUCCGGCGGUUUACACGACUCCCACUGUUUACACGACCCCCACCGUGCACACCAACCCCAUCACGUACACCGCACCGGCACCAUACAAGCCGCACAGCAAGCCUCCUAAAUAUUCCGCUCCAGUAGAGCACACUACUCCAGUAGAGCACACUACUCCAGUAGAAUACACCACUUCAGCUGUGCACACUGUUCCCUCUCCAUACACUUCGCCCGAGGGUUACACGCCGCACAGCAAGCCUCCCAAGUACACCGCUCCCAAGCCGUACACCACCCCUGUUGAGCACACGACCACCACUCACGCUGGACCUGAGUCUCACAGCAAGCCUCCUCACUACACACCUAAGCCAUACACUACUCCCGCUGAGCACACUACCCCUGAAGGUUACAAGACUCACAGCAAGCCUGCCGGAUACACCGUCAUUACCCACGUCGCUUGCUCAUCCUGCAAACCUACUACUUACACUACUCCUGCCCCGUACAAGACUCACAGCAAGCCCAGCCAGUACCACGGAGGCAAACCCAGCAAGACUCACAGCAAGCCGCCUCAUCACAGCGUCUACACCACGACCUCCUGCAGCACUCAAGCUCCUCCCACCCACCCCGUCGAGUCAUACUGGACCACCAGCACGGUGAAGGCGACUCGCACCGUUAUCGAAGCACACCCGGGCACCACCACUCUCGUGGCAACCACCUACUACACCACCUACUGCCCCAAGCCGACCACUAUCACCCUACAUGGCCAAACCUACCCUGUCACCGAGCCGACCACUCUGACCAUCACCCAAUGCCCCGGCGGUUGCACCAAGCCCGCUACCACUGCGUCAGCCCCGAUUGUUGCAACUUCCGCCAUUGCACCUCCUCCCCCUCCGCCAGCCGACAUGCCCUCCGCUCCCGUCAGCCCUCCAGCUACCACCCCCAAGGCUCCCGUCAAACCACCGGCCACCUCUCCCGCCGCGCCCGCCCCGACCACUCCUUCGGCUCCCAUCACCCCCUAUCAACCCAUCCCUGCUAAGGGCAGCGCCGCGAAGAUGACCAUGGCCAUGGGCGGAUCUCUCUUCGCCGUAUUGGCCGCCAGCCUCCUUCUCUUGUAGAUAUGAGGACGGUUCGAAAGUCUCGAGCAUGAUAGCUUAUGAUGAAGCCUGUCUCUACCAUUAAUUCACCAACUGCUUGAUUCACAUCAUCUGUUGCUAACUCUUGCUGGCUGCUGGGAAGCUAGGGCGAUAGACAUAUACGCAGCAUACAUCGUCGACGAUGACCAAAUACGGUCGUGUGUUUGCUGGAAUGGGCAGUGCGAUUGUUUGAUAUUGGGUAUAGAUUGUUGUGCUUUUAUUUCUUGGUAAAUAGUAAUAGAUAGAAUUCUUCACACAAAAUUGCAAGACCAUCCUGAUUGGAUA
This is a messenger RNA of Dissoconium aciculare CBS 342.82, 2118 nucleotides long. RefSeq lists its product as uncharacterized. The coding region runs from base 85 to 1815 and encodes 576 amino acids. The transcript has a single exon. NCBI's taxonomy places the organism in Eukaryota, Fungi, Ascomycota, Dothideomycetes, Mycosphaerellales, Dissoconiaceae. The record is from RefSeq and is a predicted model, not a curated record.